Molecule: messenger RNA, 1303 nt
Organism: Caenorhabditis angaria
Lineage: Eukaryota; Metazoa; Nematoda; Chromadorea; Rhabditida; Rhabditidae
Source: the annotation of a GenBank genome assembly
AUGUUCCCCUACAUUCAUCCUCUAAUUUUACCACUUGGCUUUUUCUUCUGCACAAAUUCGUUUGUUGGAGUUAUCGGAAAUGCCAUCAUGCUUAUGUGCUAUUUUAAGAAUAAGUGAGUUGGGGCUUCUUAGGGGCUUUUGGGAGCUUCUAAAGGCUUCUAAGGGCUUCUAAAGGCUUCUGGGGCUCCUGGGGGCUUUUAGAGCCUUCUAAGUGCUUUUGGGCGCUUCUAGAGGCUUCUAAGGGCUUCUGAGGGCUUCUUAGGGCUUCUGGGGCUUCUAGAUGCCCUUUAAACCCGUAUUUUCCAGAAGACUUCGUUCACCUUGUCAUAUUUUGAUCACCCUGUCAUGUUUAUCCGAUUUGAUGCAUCUAACUGCGCAAUUUAUUUGGGGAUAUUAUUUAUUUUCAGAUAGUGAGUUUUCCUAGUCCCUAAUUAAUUAUAAACCCUAAUUAGGGAUAAACAAACAAAUCCCAGAAACCAACACAGUCGCCCAGUGUUUCUACCGUAUGGCAAUCCCGCUAAUUGGUGUAACCGCAGCUGGUCCCCUGAUCCUUGCGAUGGGUAUAGAUCGACUGAUCGCCGUCAAAUUCCCCACUAAAUAUCGACUCUACACCCAGGAGCCCCGAUCUUAUGUGAUGUGUCAUUUGAUCUUUCCAGCUGUGUACAUCGCAAUGUGUUUAGCCUAUGGGUAUCAGACAAAGUUGGAUAAAGUGUGAGAGCUUUUAAAAGUCCAGAAGGAAACUCUACCAGGCCUCAGAAUCCUAAGAGAACCCCCUAUUUCCAGCCAAAUAACGUGCGCAGUUCCUCUUGGCCUCUGGGGUGCCGCAUUUCAAUUCUUCACCUACACCUCCGCCCUGAUCUACGCUCUAGUCGUCAUAGUCUACCUAACCGUAUAUAUUUUGCUCAAAUCCUCCAGUGCCAGUGAGUUUUUCCCACGCUCCUCAGAUUCUUAAGCUACAAUUUCUCAAGGCGCAAGGUUCAAAAGUGUAUUCAAAUCAAUCUCAGUUACCGUAGGCCUGGUGGUUUUUGGCUGGGUUACAACUACAGUAGCCAAUACAUUGAGCUAUGAGGUGACUUCAGAUGAAUUUAUCGCAAUUGUGAUUCAGAUGUAUGCUGGAAUUACAGUCAAUCUAGCGGCGGCUUCUAAUAUUUUUGUGUUUUAUUCGAUUAAUUCAGAAUAUCGUGAAGUUAUUAAGUCACUUCUGGGGUUGAAGAAUAAAACGAAAACUGCGAAUUUUGAAGCGUCCAGUGCGAAUACAGUAUCUGUUAUGAGAGUUCACCCAAAUCGCAGGACUACUGUUUGA